Molecule: messenger RNA, 996 nt
Organism: Lathyrus oleraceus (garden pea)
Lineage: Eukaryota; Viridiplantae; Streptophyta; Magnoliopsida; Fabales; Fabaceae
Product: zinc finger A20 and AN1 domain-containing stress-associated protein 3
Exons: 1
Coding region: 325-789 (154 amino acids)
Molecular function (GO): DNA binding; zinc ion binding
Source: RefSeq, a predicted model, not a curated record
UACAUAAAAAAAAUCUAUAAAUAUAUAUUAUAUUUAUGUUAGAGGAGUAGGUGUAUGUUUAGACUAGAACAUUCUGGUUUACAAAGAAAGCGUUAAGAAACCGACGUUACCGUGUUUGUUAAUUGUUUUCUGUGGAGGUGCUUUUCUUUCCCUUUUUCUAUUAUUAACACAUUCCAAUCCCAAUUUCUUUCCAUUCCUUCUCUUUCUUUUCCUUUCCACUACGCAUAUUUUCUUCUCUCGAUUUUCCUUUUUCUUCCUCAAAGGAAAGGGAAAAUCUUCAAAUCUUCAAAUCUCUUCGAUUCGAAUCCUACAGAUUUCUUUUCAAUGGCGGAAGAACAUAGAUGCCAAGCUCCGCGUCUCUGCGCCAACAACUGCGGUUUCUUCGGGAGUCCCGCCAUGCAAGAUCUCUGUUCUAAAUGUUACCGAGAUUUGCAGCUCAAGGAAGAGCGAUCUUCGUCGGCGAAAUUGGUUCUCAGUCAAACCCUAAUUCCUCAGGCGGUGGUUUCACAAGAGGUUGUUGUUCAGCCUUCUUCUUCGGAGGUGGUUUCGUCUUUGCCGGCGGUGGAAGCUGUUGCUGGAACAUCGGAGCAGCCGAAUCCGAAUCGGUGCGGGAGUUGUAGGCGGCGCGUGGGGCUGACGGGGUUCAAGUGCAGAUGCGGGUUGACGCUAUGUGGGUCCCACAGGUAUCCGGAGCAACACGGGUGUGGGUUCGAUUUUAAGGGAAUGGGGAGAGAGCAGAUCGCGAAAGCGAAUCCGUUGGUGAAGGGAGAAAAGUUGAACAAGAUCUGAACGGGGAAGGGUAUUGUUGUAAUUUCUGGUUUGUUACAGAAAAGGGAAAAGGGUUUGGAUUUGGUUGUAUGGGUCGGAUUAUCCGUUUCUCAGACGGAUUUAUUUGGGUGGGUGGGAGAUUAGGGAAUUGUCCUUUCAUUUCGUUGUUAUCAUUUCAUGUGUUAAUAGUAUUAGUUUAAUAAAAACGUUUCAUUUAGUUUUUCAUAA